Anas platyrhynchos (mallard) is the source of this 3890-nucleotide messenger RNA. Lineage: Eukaryota; Metazoa; Chordata; Aves; Anseriformes; Anatidae. The record is from RefSeq and is a predicted model, not a curated record.
GCAAUUCCUGCCAGAAAUCACAGUUAGAUAACUCUUCUAGCUGAGCAGAUUCACACUGGCUCCAAGAGGUGUGUUUGAGUGCAAUCACUGUUUAACAAGUUUCAAGAAGACAGCUGGCUGCCUGGCAUGUCAAAACCAUGAAGGCACUAAAUUGAUCUCUGGACUUCCAUGCAACCAAGCCCAGAUCCCCAGAGGGAUAAAAAGGGCAUCCUGCACCCCCUUCCAUCAGAGAGCUGCACUCUCCCAGCUUGCUGCUUCGUGCCUGUGCCGGGCCGUGAUCUCCUGCUGCGAUGAACCGGCAGACGUACAGCAUGAGAGCCGGCGGUGGAGGCAGAUCUUACAGCGCUGCCUCAGCCGUCAUUCCCAGUGGCAACAGGGCUGGCUUCAGUUCGAUGUCUGUGGCACGAUCUGGAGGAGGUGGAGGAGGUUUUGGAAGGCUCAUUGGAGGAGGUGGCGGUGGCGGUGGGUUCGGCAGCAGGAGCCUCUACAACCUUGGUGGUACCAAGAGGAUAUCCAUCGGGGUUGGAAGCAGCUACAGGACUGUUUUCGGGGGUGGAGCCGGUGGCGGCGGCGGAGCUGGCGGUGGUUUUGGACUUGGUCUCGGUGGUGGAGGUGGCGGAUAUAGCUUGGGCGGAGGUGCUGGCGGGCUUGGCUUUGGUGGGGGACAGGGAGGUGGUGGAGGGUUUGGCUUUGGUGGAGCAGGGGGCCUGGGAGGACUUGGUGGAGGGCUGGGUGGUGGCAGGAGUCCAGCGGGAUUUGGUGGUGGCCCACCGGGAGUCGGUACCAUCCAAGAAGUGACGGUCAACCAGAGUCUCCUGGCACCCCUGAACCUGGAGAUCGACCCGAACAUCCAGCAGGUGCGGAAAGAUGAGAAGGAGCAAAUCAAGACCCUCAACAACAAAUUUGCUUCUUUCAUUGACAAGGUCCGCUUCCUGGAGCAGCAGAACAAGGUGCUUGAGACCAAAUGGACCCUCCUGCAGGACCAGGGUCAAAAAACCAGUGCAGGCAAAAACAACCUGGACCCACUCUUCGAGGCUUACAUCAACAACCUGAAAAAGCAGCUGGCCAACCUGCUCAACGAGAGAGGACGCAUGGAUGGGGAGCUGAAGAACAUGCAAGACCUUGUUGAGGAUUUCAAGAACAAAUAUGAAGAGGAAAUCAACCGACGCACAGCAGCAGAGAAUGAAUUUGUGGUGCUGAAGAAGGAUGUGGAUGCUGCUUACAUGAAUAAGGUGGAGCUGGAGGCCAAGGUGGAUGCGCUGACCGAUGAACUCAACUUCCUUCGAGCCCUCUAUGAUGCGGAGCUGGCUCAGCUCAGCGCGCAAGUGUCCGACACUGCUGUCAUUCUGUCAAUGGACAACAACCGGGACCUGGACCUCAGCAGCAUCAUAGCUGAAGUCAAAUCUCAGUACGAAGACAUUGCCAACAGGAGCCGGGCUGAGGCAGAGGCUUGGUACCAAACCAAGUACGAAGAGCUGCAGGCCACAGCUGGGAAGCAUGGGGAUGACCUGCGCAACACCAAGGGGGAAAUCUCUGAGCUCAACCGGCUGAUCCAGAGGAUCCGGGCAGAGAUAGAGAACACGAGGAACCAGUGUGCCACGCUGCAAACGGCCAUCGGAGACUCCGAGGAGCGUGGGGAGCUGGCUCUCAAGGAUGCCAAGGCAAAGAUGACAGAGCUGGAAGAUGCCCUACAGAAAGCCAAAGCUGACAUGGCCCGGCAGCUGCGCGAGUACCAGGAGCUGAUGAACGUCAAGCUGGCCCUGGACAUCGAGAUCGCGACCUACAGGAAGCUGCUGGAGGGCGAGGAGAGCAGGUGGGAACAAAAUCCCUGCAGAAGGAAUAGUGAACAUCACUGUUCCCCUGCCAGCGGGUUGGUUCCCCCACCUGCCUCCGUACUUUGUCUCUGACCUCCCCUUUGUCUGCCCUCCAACAGGCUGAGUGGCGAGGGACUCAACCCCAUCAGCUACUGUAAGUAUCACUGUGCUCAUUGUGCCUUGGGCCCAUUGGGAGCAGAGCCUUUGAGUAACCCUGGGAAAAGGGAGGUUUUACCCAAUUGCUCCACGUAAGACAUUCAGAGCCUACCGGAACCAGUAGUGGGUGGGGGCAGAAGUUGGGUUCAAGUCCCAUGGGUCCAAGUCCCGAUGAUGGUGCUUUCUGGAACUGGGGGGUUGCCAGAGCAGAGGUUCAACCCUCUGGUUCUAUCUUCCUGCAGCGGUGAUCAGCUCCAGCUCUGGACCAGCUGGUGGAGGUGGCCUGGGAGGAGGAUUUGGUGGACUGAGCCUAAGCGGAGGAGGCGGCGGAAGCGGUUUUGGCCUUGGAGGAGGUGGUGGAAGCGGUUUUGGCCUUGGAGGAGGUGGUGGAAGCGGUUUUGGUCUUGGAGGAGGCGGUGGAAGCGGUUUUGGUCUUGGAGGAGGCGGUGGCCGUGGAGGCUACAGCUUUGGAAAUGGAGGAGGACUUGGACUUGGUGGUGGUGGUAGUCUUGGAGGAGGAUUUGGAGGAGGCAGCAGUCUCAGCAUCCCUAGCAGUCUUGGCUACUGGAGGAGGUGGCAGCGGCGGCAGCAGCGGGCUGAGCACCGGAGGGGGGAAUUUCAGCUCUGGAAGUGCAAAAGGCUCCAACCCAGGUGUGAAAAUCGUCUCCAAAACCUCCUCCAGCAAAAAGAGCAUAAAAAGCCAAAGCCUGAAGAAUGCUACACAGCCUGAGUAAAACCGGCGCCAGACCCUCCCCGAAACCAUCGCUUCUGCCUUGCUCCCGCAUCGCCCCCGCACACCACCACCCCUCCACCUGCUCUGCCCCUGGCUCCUUGCACCAUAGUUCUUAAGCAUUUGGGUCCCACCUCAAGAAAAACAGCGGAGCAUGAGCUAACCAGAUCUCUCAAAAUACCUGAAACAGGUUUAAAAGGCAAACACGACUCUAAGUGAUUUUCUGAAUUGGGAAUUGUCCUUUGGGGGAUUGGUUUGUUUUUUAAUGAGUCUGAGCAGUUUGUAAUUGCAGCUACCUGACAGCCAUCAGUCAACACAGAUCAAAAAGUGGUGCAGAUGCAAUAACUGGGUUUUUUAGCUUGGUUUUGCAUUCACGGUUCUGGCCUGCAGAAGACCAGGGACAGGUUGGGACCUUGGCUUCAAUCCAGCCUGCUUUGCCCUCCCUGCUGGGAUGGACCAAACUCACCCCUUCAAGUUAAGCAACUUGUUUUCAUACACACGUGAGGGAUUUUUUUUCUGCUAUGUAGAAAUACUCAGGAGGUUGCUGAAAGAUCCCAGGCAGUGAUUUGCAAGCUCGUUGCCCCUCUUAAAAUAUCCCUUACUAUGGGAGCACAGAGCCUAUUAGGAGUGAUUUCUGAGUCACUGCAAAACCAGCCUGAAGGGCCACGUCCAUGCUGCUCCUUGGGGUAUUUCGGCUGUUCACCGUGUGUGGGUUUCUCUGCCAAAAGAGAUGCAUUUGGGGAACCAAAAAGUGAAGUCAGGUCUCAGCCCAGCACAUGGGAAACAUGGCAAGCGGGAGCAGGCACCCAAAGGGACACCAGUGCCCCCCUUCUGAUAGAAUUUGCCCCUCUAGCACUCCACUCUGUCUUUUUUUAUUUUUGUGAAAAUACCAUUAAAAAAGAAAAUUGCAGCUUUUUAUACUUCAGUGAUAGUGAAAUUAUGCUGUUUUCCUUUUCCUCUCUUUCGGGAACGUGUCCAAUAAAACUGGAUUGUAAUUUAUUUGUUCCUACAUGUUUUUGCUCUAAAGCACAACCAGCAGCAUGAAAUACUCCCAAUGUUCAGUGAAGUGAACGGGAGGAGGCUUUCAUUUCACUUUUGGGGGAAAAGUUUCAAAAUUCUGAUUAAAAUAAAUGCUGAAAAGCUUGAAAUGAGGUGCAUGCUGUCACGAAACAAACUGAAGAAUGUGGAAA